AUAAGAGAAACCCUCAUGUAAACCGUACAUAGAGACUACUUGCACAUGCUUUUCUUGCUGACAUCGUGAAACAUUUGUCCAGCUGACUCGCCAAACACGAGGGGUGUCAUUGUGAACGUAUCCUGCCCGCGGGCCUCCUCCUAACAUGGAGGCCCACUCAAGGGCACAUUCCACAUCGUCAAACAAGGAGUCGGCGUGCGGCGGGUGUAACUGUUUGAAGAGGGCAAAGGCGGAAGUUUUGGUAGCUUGCCGAAUUGUUCGUUUGCAUCCACUAUACACGUUAGUCCCGCCCUUGCUGGUGCUCGGAGUUAUUCUGGCUGUUGGAAUAUGGGGAGUUAGACACGUGCACACGUCCCAAGAAAGCAGUUCCAGGGACCACGCCGCCAUCCUGGCCCUGGAUGCCGCCUCCUGGGUGUCGGGCCAGCUGGCGGCCGCACUCGCCCCCCUGGAGCUGGCGGCCGCCAUGGUGGCCUUCGACCCGCAGCUGGGCCAGCUGGGGCCGCUGUUCCGGGGACUGGCGCCAAUCAUGCUGGCGCGGACUCCCCCCAACACCACGCUGCAGCUGCAGCUGGCCCCCCACGGUGUGGUGCGCGAGGUGGUGCCGCUGCGGGGCAACGAGACGGCACUAGGACUGGACCUGUUCGCAUCCGCCAGCGACCGCGCGGGUGCGGUGCGGGCGGUGGCGGACAACACCACCACCCUGGUGGGGCCCAUGGCCUUCCUGCAGGGCGGCGCGGGGGUGGUGGCGCGGCAGCCCAUCUUCAUAGCCGGGGUGGAGGCGGGCGAGACGUUUGGCAUCGCCGACCCCAUCAGCCCGGGAUGCGGGUCGCCGUGCGAGUAUAACGCCAGCACUCGGACGGCACUGUGGGGCUUCGCCUCCGCCCUGGUCGACCUGUCCUCCAUCUGCUCCCCCUCCAGUCGCAAGCUGGUGUGGCUGGAGGGGCUGGGCUACCGGUACGAGGUGGCGGUGCUGGGGGGCACGGGCGCGGAGGGGGGCGGAGACACGCGCCUGGUGGCGGCAAGCGCUGUCCGCCCCUCCGACCCCGUGGAGGCGCCCAUACACCUGCCCAACACCCAGUGGGUUAUCCGCGUGUCCCCCGCCCAGGGCUGGUCGCCCCGCUGGGUGGGCGGGCUGCUGGCGGGGGUGGUGGUGCUGGCGGCGGCCACUGCGGGGGCGCUGCUGGCGGCACUGCUGUCCAGGCUGCGCCACCAGAUGCUGCUUGAGGCGCUGCUGCCGCACCAGCUGGUGGUGGAUCUGCGGGGGCGGGAGGACACCUCCAACCUGGCGUACGGAGCAGCAGCAGCAGGCGGAGGGGGGGGAGGGGGAGGGGGCGGCAGGGGGAUACAGCAAGCAGAGACCCCCGCCGACGUGCUGCUGCGUAUGAUGGGCCAGCUGCUGGCGGGCUGCGCGCCCGAGCUGGCGGACGUGGUGCUGAUUCGCACCGCACUGCUGCGCAACCUGGACCUCUACCACCCGCUCAACGUGAAGGGACACAUCGGGGGGGCGAACCUGGAUGCCGAGGUAGCUCAGGCGCUCAUGCAGCAGCUGGUGGGCGGCCGCCGCACCUCCACCACCACCGCGGCACCCGGAGGCACGGCAGCAGACGAGCACAACCACCCGCCCUCUGCCUUUGCAGCCGGCAUACCCACCACCACCUCCUCCUCCGCAGCCGCAGCGUUAGCAUCAGCAUCAGCGGCGGGCGCGGCUGCGUUCGACUUGGAGACCCUGGCCGGCGCAAUCGCCUUUUUGGUGUCACCGGAAAGCGGCGCGCCGCUGCCGUCAGCCGUCUCCGCUGUCUCGGUGUGCACCGCCACAGGGACUGCUGCUGGGGGGGGUGGUAUGGACGGCGGGUUCGGAGCGCUAGCCCUGUCUCCGACAGCAGCAGCAGCUGCCACAUCUGCAGGGGCGGCUGCUGCAGGGGCGGCUGGGGGGCCGUUUAUUGGCCGGGCGGGUAGCUUGUCGGAUGCCGCGGGUCCUGCUAGCGGAGGGGGUGGAGGUGGCGGGGGCGGCUGGUCAGGCGCCGCGGCGGCGGCAGUGGGGCGGUCCGCUCCGCUGCCGGUGCUGCUGCGCGGGGCCGCCACCGUACCCGCCUUCAUCAGCUGCUUGGAUUAUGUGGAGGUGGAGGGAGAGGGGGAGGGAGGCGGCACGGGGGUGAUCACGGUGGCUAGCAGUAGGAUGCUGGAGGAGGGCGGGCCGGGGGGAGGGGGAGGCAUGGGGCUGGGGAGUCGAGGGGGUGUGGGUGGGGGCAGUGGGGGAGGUGCGUCGGCUGGCUUUGUCCCGCCUGCUGUGUUGGCGGGAGGCGGCAGCACAGGUGCCGCAGGCGGGCUUAGAGGAGGUGGUGGUGGUGGUGGUCUUAGCGCGGGUGGUGGUGGUGGUGCUGCUGCCUCUGCGGGUCAGAGCUGUCCGGGUUGUGCUAGCGGCGGGUUGGCGGUGUCUGCACCUCCAUGCGCAGGUGGUGGUGGCGGCGGCAUCAACAGCAAGCAGCAGCAGCAGCACAAGCCGGUGUCCGUGCUACGGCGGUUGCGGGGGCGCGAGGCUGCAGCCAUGACGGGCCCUGUGGUGCUUGGAGGGGGGU
Astrephomene gubernaculifera is the source of this 2576-nucleotide messenger RNA. The record is from the annotation of a GenBank genome assembly. Lineage: Eukaryota; Viridiplantae; Chlorophyta; Chlorophyceae; Chlamydomonadales; Astrephomenaceae.